AUGCGCUGCGGUGUUGCGGUGUUGACUGGCAUGCUGCUCAUGCCCACGGGCACCACACCAAGUUCGACAGAGCGAUGCAUUGCAGAUGCAGAGGUUGCCAUUGCGCAGACUCCCGAAAAGUUCAUUGAUACAGUAACAUCGUCAAGGCUGUUCAAGUUGCACAUGGCGAAGUAUUUUUGCAAGCUGGGUUCUCUCAACAUGACGGUGUUGGAGCUAGGUGUCCACCAAGGAUACACCACGCUAGUCUGGGCGAACAUUUUUCAGAAGGUUAUUGCAGUCGACUUCAGUGAGCAGUGGCUGAAAGUUGCUGCUAAGACAACUGCAGACAGGCCAAACGUGGUUUUGUUGCAUGCCAAUCUCAUGACCGACAGCUGGACGAUUUUUCGCAACAAUCAGGUGGACGUUGUCCUUAUCGAUGCGAAUCACGACUUUCACUAUGUGCGAUCAGACGCAUACAACUCGCUGCGACACCUUCCAAAUCUCAAGCAUAUGGUUUUCCAUGACUACGGAAGCGAAGAUGGGGUUCGGCGGACAGUGAAUGCCUUGUCUGCAAGGCGCAUACUGCAGGACUGCCAAUGGCUUGGUCUCGGCUGGGAUGGGACCAGCUGGUCGUACCUUAAGUGGCACCGAGACACUGACACAAUGUCGCCCACAACGACCAAUUUGUCGGAAGGAGUAGCUUGCAGGUCCGCGAAGCCCCGACAACUGCGACCCCCCUUCACGGACCUGCGCUAUUACGUUUACCGACAGCCUGUACAAGAACUCCGCCAUGCGGGAGUCUUUCGCUUUUUGCCGGGAGGGCAGCUUGCCACUGACGUGUGGCGAAGGGGAAGCUGGACCCACGAUACAGAGCCGAGUGGCCAGCGCGACAUACUGCGGGUUAACCUGGCUCAGAUGUCCACGGUUCCGAUCGAGCUGCUCUUCAAUGAACAUCGAACUGCCUUCUUGCUUACUGACAUUGGCGGAGUUGAUGCAAGCUGGUAUGGCCUUCAGGAAAGCCUUGCGAUAUCCAACCUGAUGCGGACCAGCGGAGAGUUCUGA
Symbiodinium necroappetens is the source of this 1041-nucleotide messenger RNA. NCBI's taxonomy places the organism in Eukaryota, Dinophyceae, Suessiales, Symbiodiniaceae. The record is from the annotation of a GenBank genome assembly.